Messenger RNA from Cordyceps fumosorosea ARSEF 2679, 5226 nucleotides. Its product is annotated as kinesin family protein. The coding region runs from base 1 to 5226 and encodes 1741 amino acids. The transcript is spliced from 3 exons. Gene Ontology annotation, molecular function: microtubule binding; microtubule motor activity; ATP binding. Gene Ontology annotation, biological process: mitotic spindle organization; microtubule-based movement. NCBI's taxonomy places the organism in Eukaryota, Fungi, Ascomycota, Sordariomycetes, Hypocreales, Cordycipitaceae. The record is from RefSeq and is a predicted model, not a curated record.
AUGGCGAGCACUCCGCCAGCUUCGCCUAUCCACCAGCGGCCCUCGUCCACCAUCUUCAAGCCGUCCAGGAGCAGCAGCAGACUGAGCAUGAGCAGCAAGACGGGACUGGGUAGCCGCGCCUCGGAUGAGGACUCGCGCACUGCUGUCCGUGUCGCUGUCCGCAUCCGACCUCCUCUGCAGCCGUCAGAUCCCGGCUACGACUUGAUACCCCAACGCUUCCAGCGCUCCAUGGUCCAGACCUCCUCCGACACCAGUCUAUCCAUAGAAUCUCCCCAGGGCCGCAAGCUCUUCGUCUUUGACCGCGUAUUUGGCCCCGACGUCGAGCAGGAUGGCAUCUGGGACUACCUCGCCGACUCGGUCAACGCUUUUGCCCAGGGCUACAAUGUGUCGCUCCUUGCCUACGGUCAAUCCGGUGCCGGAAAAUCAUACACAAUGGGCACGUCUGGCCCUCUAGAUCAGCAAGACGAUAAAAUGAUGGGUGUAAUACCUCGCGCCGCCACAGCUCUUUUCGCCAAGCUAGAAUCAUUAUACGGCAAAAACGAUGGCUCACUGGGCUCGCUCGGACAUCUUCGUGGCAGCCAAUUUCUAUCGCAGCUCAAGAACCCACGUGGGUAUGCCCAGCAAAAUCCUCUCGGUGACCGCAACUGGUCCCUGAAGGCCACUUACGUGGAAAUCUACAACGAACAGCUCCGAGAUCUCCUAACCCCCGAAGCGACACCGCUUGGUGAACGCUCUAAUGUCGCCAUCCGCGAAGACACAAAAGGCAACAUCAUAGUCACCGGUCUCCACCAGGUCCAGAUCGAGUCUGCCGACGACCUCAUGAAUGCCCUUGCUAUGGGCUCGACCAUUCGCCAAACCGACGCCACCGCCAUUAAUGCCAAGUCCUCACGCUCACAUGCUGUUUUUUCAUUAAACCUGGUCCAGAGACGCAGCAAGACGCAAACCAACCCCGCUGACAAGCGAUUUUCCGUCCCCAUUGAGGCCAUGACGGGACAGGAAGUCUCCAUCACUACGGAUAGCAAAUUGCAUUUCGUCGAUUUGGCUGGCAGUGAGAGACUCAAGAAUACUGGUGCGCAGGGCGAGAGAGCCAAGGAGGGAAUCUCGAUCAACGCUGGGUUGGCAUCUCUUGGAAAAGUCAUUAGCCAGCUGUCAUCUCGCCAAAGCGGCUCACACGUGUCGUACCGUGAUUCCAAGCUCACGCGCCUUCUUCAAGACUCGCUUGGUGGCAAUGCCAUCACCUAUAUGAUUGCUUGCGUCACCCCAGCCGAAUUCCACCUGAGCGAAACUCUCAAUACCGUUCAGUAUGCCCAGCGCGCCCGCGCUAUUCAGUCUAAGCCCCGCAUUCAACAAGUCGAAGAGGGCGACCGGCAAGCCGUCAUUGACCGUCUCAAGGCUGAAGUUAACUUCCUCCGCGAACAGAUUCGCAACUCUCAGAACGGCGAAUCCGGCCCCAAAGGCUCGGGCGCUGGCUCAUCCGAGCGCACAGAGCGCGACAAGGAGCGGGAAGCCGAAAUGCAGAAUCAGCUUCUUGACAUGCAGGAAAACUACAGUGCCCUCAGCCAGCGCCACGCGCGCUUAAUCGCCGAGAUGGCCAAGGCCGGUGACAAGGAGUCUGCGCUCAGGGAAGCCUCGGAUUCGACACAAGUUAAUAGCGCUACCGACAGACUGAACCGCUCCAACUCCUUUGCUCAGGCCGUCGAGCAGGUCGUUCUCGAGUACGAAAAGACAAUUGAGUCGCUCGAGCAAUCUCUUUCCAGUACCCGAAGCACGCUCUCCACUACCGAGACUUCACUGCUUGAGAGAGAGACCAAGCUGGCCUACAUUGAAACCAUUAAUACACAGCUUCAGUCCCGAGUCCAGAAGCUGAUGGAUCGCGAAGCCAACACAGAAUCCUACCUCCACGACCUCGAAUCUAAACUAGACGGCCACAGCACCGGCGACGAAAAGAAUGCUUCCGUUAUUAUUGACCUGCGCAAGGAAAUCGCCCGUGCACGCGAAAACGAGGCUUCAUGCGAGGAUUACAUUUCGACUUUGGAAGAACGCCUCGCCGAGGCUGAUCAGGACGGCGAGCUGAUGCAACGCGAGAUUGAUCGCCUCGAGCAAAUCAUUGAGCGCCAGCGCAGUCUGGGCAAGCUUGAUUCUCUACUCUAUGAGCUUGAUCAUGUCGAGGAGUUGAAGCAGCCUCAAGCUAACGGAUCCCACGAGAAUGCCCGUCGCGGGUCUGCUGACCACUCCCGAAAGCUCUCCCAUAUUCGCACACAGAGUCAGAUUAACGAAACGAUUCACGAGGAUGACGAGGACGCCGACGCUGUUGAAUCUCGCGCCAGUACUGUUAGGGAGGAAAUAUACGAAGAUUCCGUCGAACACGUAAGCCGCCAGGUUGGGACUCACGAAGUUUCUGAUGGCGACGCUUCCGUAAAGGCCGCACAAAGCCCGGCUCAGACUAGAUACGUCUCAGAUAAACUCGAGACUGUCACGCAGGAGCUGGUUGACCUCCGCGUCGAGCAUGAAGCGACCGUCAACGAUUACGAUGCCCUGCAGGUCAAGUACGAAGUCGCGAUGCAGAAAAUGGCCACGCUGCAAGAUGCUGUCGAUGAAGCCCGCCACAUCCGUCCCGUCCGCGACUCCAUUGUCUCGGAAGGCUCGUCCAACCAUAGACACUCGUUCCGCUCCUCCGUCGAAUCCCAGAUUGCCAAGGAGGGCGCCCGCUCUUCUGCUUCCCGUUCUCUGUCAUCUGAGCUUUCUUCGGCCAUAGAGUCGGCUGAUACAGCAGAUACUUCGGCCCAUGAAGACAUGGUCGAGGACGAUGACACGGCCACCACUAAGCCUGACGCCUCUAGCGACGACGCGACACAGAGCGAAUUGACUGGCGAAUUAACACAAGAAUUGGAGCGUCUCAAGCAGCUUGCCGAUGAUAGGGAAGAGGCUGCCAGGGAGCUCGCCGCUAAAUAUGCGCAGCUUCAGUCUACCCACAGCGAGACCUUGGACACGGUUGAGGAACUCAAGACCGAUCUGUCCAAGGCACGCGCUGUCGAAGCUACCUCGCCUCGUACUUCCAGCCCUGUCAUCCGUCGCAAAUCGAGCCAGAACCUCCUCAUCAUCGACCGAGCUCACCGCUCCUUUGCCUCCUUGCGUAACAUUGCCAGCGAAAAUUUCGAGACCCGCCCGGAAGUAAUGCAAAAUUUCGAGCUGAACCUCAACGCCGCCAUGCAUGAGCUUCACACCCGCAGUGAGCGCAUCCAGGAGCUCGAGGCUUCCGUCGCGUCAACAAAGAAGGAAAUGGAGACUAAGAUGACCAUCAUCUCUGGCCUGACUCGUGAGCGCACCAGCUUGAAGGCCAGCCCCAUGGACAUGUCCAUGGUUGCAACUCUGCGACAGAAGCUUGAACAGAACGAGAAGCAGCUGGCCGAGAUGGGCGAAGCUCAUAAGCAACGAGAGCAGACUCUGCUAGCUGAGUUGACCCAGCUACGCACCGAGUAUGAGCAGAGCCAGGCUAAGCACAGAGACGGUGCUGACGCAGCUGCUGUCGACAAAGACAAGCAGGUUACCUCUCUGCAAUCUGAGCUUUCUGCCUGGGAGACGAAACACAGCACUGUCCUUGCUUCUAUGCAAGCCACUGAGACGGAGUUUCGCAACACCAUCCUUGGCCUAGAAGCCGAACUCGCCGCGGCAACCGUCAAUCUCGAAAAGGUGAAGGCUGCCUCCUCUGCCGAUUUCGACACCAUUGCCAACAACGAGCGCAAGCACCAAGACCUUGUCAGCUUUCUGCGCAGUGAGAUUGAUGAGUAUAAGAAGCUCAUCUAUUCGAACUCUGCUCGGGUUACUGAGCUCGAACAGGCGCAUGUCGCUACCAAGUCUGAGCUAGAGGAGAUGUUGACCUCGCAUAGCACCGCCGCAGCUCAGGCUAGGCAGAGUGAGGAACUUGUCGCCGAAUUGCAAGCGCAAAUUUCCAAUUUCGAGGGCACUUCCAAGUCGCACAAGGAGGCCCUUGACGAGUUGGCGGCUACGCAUACCAAGGAACUAGCCGAGAUGAAGGCUCACGAACAAAAGGGUUACGAAGAGCAGAUGGAGGUCCUCCUGACUGAGCACCACGAAUCGACUCGCAAGCUCGAAGCUGAGGUCAAUGACGCUCGUGAGGACUUGAUGAAGGUCGCGACGCAGGUUGCCACCGCGCUGGGACUGGAAGUCAGCAUUGAGAAGCUUACUGAGCGCAUUGAUGGCCUAGUCAACGACCAGAAGCUGCUGCAAGCUGAGCAGAGCAAGUCGACCGAGAUGCAGCAGCAUGUGACGGAGCUCACCGCCAUUAACGAGACCAUUAUGCAUGAUUUGGAGGAAGUCAAGGCCAAACUUGCUGAGCUGUUGGCAGGACCCGUGGCGGAGACGGAAGCCAAGGAUGCUGCGGCGCCUGGAUCCAUCAAGGACCAAAUCGCUGCCGUCAAGAGCAAGAUGGAUGACCUGGAAUCCAAGAACACGAAGCACAGCCGUCUGGUCGAAGAGCUAGAGGAGCAGCUCCAGAACAACUUUGAUGAGGCACAGAUGACGAACAAGCGCCUCAGCUCUCUGCAGACGGAGCGCGCGGCGCAGAUCGAAGAGGUCAAUGCUGCCAGAGCUAAACUGCAGACAGAAUUGGACACGCUUCGACUCGAGUACAAUUCGCUGCAGGCUAAGCUGUCGGAAGGCGAAGCCAAUGGGGAGGUACGCCGCUCAAACUCUGGCUCGACAAUCCGCAAGGCUGCCUCGCACAACUCGCUGCCUUCACCGCCGCCUGCCAUUCCCCUUCCGCCUCUGCCGGGCUCUGCAAACUCGUCCAUUAACGGUGUACCCGCGUCGCCGCCUAGCCGCCCUCUAAGCAAGGACAACAUGAACAUCUCGCAGAUUACUGAGGAUCAGGAGGCUCGCAUCCGCACCAUCGAAAAGCACCUGUAUGCGGAGCGCCAACUCACACAGACUUUGGAAGAGGCUCUAAGCGAUCUCGAGAAGCAGUCCAAGAAGGUCAAGACGGACUGCGACGCCUGGAGGAAACGUGCGUCUGAUCUAGAGCUGGAGGUCAAGGAGCUCAAGGAACGGCCGGUAGAGUCCGUGCAGGACCAGCGCUGGAGCAUGCAGGCUGUUGAAGAGGAGCGCAAGAAGCGAUUCCAAGCGGAGCAAGCCCGAAAGCAGCUGGAAGAGAGGAUGAACGCUAUCAAGAAGGGCAAGAAGAAGAAGGGAAGCUUGAACUGCUUCUAG